AAUAUUGAACACGGUUUCGCAUUGAUUACUGCAAAUUGUUAAUUUAUUCAUUACAACAAAUAGAUAUACCGAUAUCAAAUAGUAACUCAUGCAUUAAAUUUGUUCUUUUUUCUAAAUAUGUGUUGAUUCGUCGUACAUCGUAAUCACUUAAAAUGUUAAGCAGAUUUUCAGACGUACUGCAAACCGCUGCGGACGUAUUAGCUCCGCCGGCGUCCCGUUACGAAGACUUUGAAUAUCACUGGAAGAUGAUAUUGAAUUUUUAUCAAAAUUACGAUGAAAGCAAUAAAGUACAUAUUGAGGAUACAAGAGUGCCACAUCACUUGCACCAAAUGUUUCAGCUAAUAGUCGAUGAAGAGAAAGAACAGCAGGGUGGUACAGUAGGACCAUGUCUAGAAGCGGUAGUACAAAGGUCAAUAGGAGUGUUAGACGCUCUAGCAGUGCUUGCGGUGGCUGAUCGGCCGCCUGGAGCAAGGGCGAUGGCUCUAACACUAGCUACCACGUUGUUGAGACGAACGCAACGUCCGUGUAUUAAUAGCGCUCAUGUUUAUAGACCUUUGCAGAGAAUGUUAGUCCAAUGCAACGAAAGCCCAGCGUCCCCAACAGAGAAAGAAGAAGUAGAACUCCUCUUAACUCUAUGUGGCCUUGUCAGAAAAGAGCCAGGGCUAGCAAACAUAUUCACAACUCCAUUCGUUGAAGAUAAAGCCACUUUACUAUCAAUACCUGAAGAUAUACAGAAGUUGAUACCGUUGAAACGGAAAUUGAGUACGCCAAAGAAGAACCCUUUAUUCGAUGUAGAUAUGACACCACCGCUACGAAGUGUGGCGAUAGUCAGGAGUAAAGAAGAUACAACACCAAACAGUUCAGUUGUUGACGAUAAUGGCUCGCUGAAAAGUCAGAAGACUGUGUAUGAUGAUAAUGAUAAAUUUCUCUUGAUUGAUUUGCUGUUGUCGUAUUUGAAUAGUGCUGAUAACCAAGUGGUACUCCGCGCGUGCGAGGGUAUUAUGAUAGUGUCCUCGUUACCAGAGGACGAUAUAGCUAACCUGGUGACGAGCUGCAGUCCGUGCUGCGAGACGAUCGUGGACAAACUGUGCGCCAAGUACCGGGCCAUACCCAGCGACGUGGACCCCAGUGAUGUGGACCACUUGAAUAUCACUUGGGCGUAUGUAGCUCAAGAUUUUGGUGAUAAGGGCUACAUCAAAUUCCACGGGUACAGAGAAUUGACUACUUUCUUUUCAUGGCUCGAUUACUGUGAUACGUUAAUGAAGGAAUGCCACCCAACAAUCGCGUCGCACCUAGCCCGCACAUUUCGCUCGAACUUUCUAGAAAGUGUCGAAAGUUGGCUAGUGCCGGAGUCAGCAAAGUGUCGUCACCAGCACACGGCGCUCACAACUGCUCUGCUGGCCAAGUGCCUGCGGGUCAUCGACUCCACAGACCUGAUCAGUGAAUUCAGUAACUGGUUGGUUGGGGACGGGGAGGUGUCGGAAUGGCCUCUGUUACUGACGCUCAUAAACAACUGCCUUACUGAUGAUUACGAUCUUUCUUUAGAGACACUACGGUUCUUUGAGACGAUAAUAGAGCGGGGUACAGAACACAGUAUGGACCGCAUAGUUGUGUCCCGGGUUGUGUCCCGCGGGUACCUGUGCGGGGCCGCGCCGCGCGUCGACAGUGACGAGCGGGACCGCCUUAACGAUGUGUCCUUCCGCCGCGAGCGGGACUGGAACAGAGAGGCGAUGAAGCAACUAGAACAUGAAGACGCGAUCAAUGAACAAAUUAGCGAUAUUCUGUCUCACGAGGGUUUAGAUAGCAAGGAGCAAGGCGAGAAUGUGGAAAACAUACAUCGAGUUAUAAAUAGUUUCCUGUUGGUUCUGCCGCGAGCACUUCUCUCCGACCCGGUCGGCGCGGACUACGAGCACUAUAUACAUGACGCGCAGAGACAUUAUCAGCUCUGGUUGGACAUAACAGCAUCCUACCACUGGCCCACUGAACCCAACUGGAUGGACAAUACAGCUAGUUCUACACACAGUUACGAUAGUCGACCAGAAGCAGACAUACAUUUAGACGAUUUCGACACUUUACACGUAACAGAAAGCAAAAAACACACGAACAAACUGGACAAUAUUCAAUAUCAAAGAUCCUAUUCAACAGCGUCGACCAGUUCGUGCACAGAUAAAACAAAUCCUACAAACAAAUGUCAUCUAAAUACAGAUAAUGUAGAUGUCAAAAGUGACACGAGUGAUGCAGAUAAAAAAUAUGACAUUUGUGUAGUGACAGAUAGCAGCACAGAUAAGAAACGGAAAUUUUCCCAAACUUUAGUAUUGCGCGGGAAUGAUGUGCAAUCGAAUGUAGAUGAAGAUUUUGAUGAAGGACCAUUUUUGAGGAUGCUCUUAACGCUGUUAUCUCGAAUGCCAGAUCAGCCGUAUCAAGUGAAUUUGCACCUUACGUCUAUAAUUUCAAAGUUGGCUCUUCUGCCACAUCCUAAUUUACAUGAAUACUUCUUGAAUCCAAAUUUACCAGUCGCAAAGAACACUCGCACGUUGUUUAAGACGAUGCAAGAGGUAGCUAAACGAUUAACCAUGGAAAUACCGAGAUUGAAGAAUUACAAGAAAAUCAUUGAAAAUACAAGACUGCAGCUCAUGAGCGAGGAUCCGAGUUAUGAUGAAAGCGGGGAACACAACCAGCUAGUGGAGAGCUUGAUCGUUUUAGAAGAGUUUUGCAAAGAACUUGCCGCCAUUGCGUUUGUCAAAUAUCAACAUCUGAUUCAUAUGCACAGAUAAUAACAAAAAUGUAGAUAACAAAAUAUUUUUAUAUGGCAAUAAAAAAGUAUUUUGCAAAUUGUUAACGCUUCCGCUUUACGUACUUAAAGGAUUAAAAAAAAAUUGGUGAUUUUUUCAAAAAUGUAUUUUGGAUAUUGUGUAAGAUAUUGUUUGUAUUUUUGUUCGUAUUAGCUGUUGUAAUUGAUUAUAAUGUUAAUGAUAAAAAUAAUAUAAAAAUGAGCAUUUAAAAUAUUGCAUUUGUUUGGAAGCACGUGUUAUUAUAUACAGCACAAUCACAAUAUAUUUUUGCAAGUAGAUGAAUAUUUUAUAGUAUAAUAUAAUAGUAAAAAAAAACUUAAAAAAUUCUAAAUUUCAUUCUUGUAUUUUCUUGUUUACGAAAAAAAAACGUAAUACAUAAAAUUGUAAAAUCAAAAACGUACGACGAAAAAAAUACGAUACAGUCAAUGUUUAUUAAAAUAUAUUUAUCUCGAAUAGAUUAUUAAAUUAAUCUUACAUUGUGUUCAAUCAUGAAAUGGGAUUAUUUUUUACAUGUUACAAAAAAAUCUAUAUUCAUCGUAGACACAUAGAUCAGUGUGUAUUUCAUAAAAUAAAAUUAUUAUUAAACUGUUAUGCCAAAUUCCUAUUAGAAACUAUCCCAUGUAUACUUGAAAUAUUAAUAAAUUUUACUAUUAGAGCUACGCAAGAGCAACUUUUUUCUCCGCAACUAUUUUGUCUCUCC
Molecule: messenger RNA, 3492 nt
Organism: Colias croceus (clouded yellow)
Lineage: Eukaryota; Metazoa; Arthropoda; Insecta; Lepidoptera; Pieridae
Product: FHF complex subunit HOOK interacting protein 2A-like
Exons: 13
Coding region: 153-2774 (873 amino acids)
Source: RefSeq, a predicted model, not a curated record